This is a messenger RNA of Nicrophorus vespilloides, 394 nucleotides long. RefSeq lists its product as uncharacterized. The transcript is spliced from 2 exons. Lineage: Eukaryota; Metazoa; Arthropoda; Insecta; Coleoptera; Silphidae. The record is from RefSeq and is a predicted model, not a curated record. The coding region runs from base 125 to 382 and encodes 85 amino acids.
GUGCUGCGAUAAGACAGAAGUUGCUUCAGCUUGGCGAGGACCGUGGACGGUCUACACGAAUCCUACCUCAGUUACACCUUUAGCACAACCUAGGAUACCAAACCCCAAUUCAGGUGAUGAAAGGAUGAGCAGGAUGAGCAGAUCCUGGGGCUCGCAGGACGUGGUCGACGAGGAGGAGGAAGGACGUGGUCGAGGAAAGUACAAGAAGUACAAAAAAUACAUGAUGCCGUUGCUCCUCGCCUACAAAUUGAAAUUCUUCACUCUGAUUCCCGUCCUCAUAGGAGGCCUUGUGCUUCUAACGGGAGCCACCGGUCUAGCAGGCUUCUUCUUCGCACUGUUCGCAGCGACAAUGGGACUCAAAGGAGGCGGCGGCGAUCACUGAAAACAUACAAUC